CAUGACGCUCCAGCGGCUCUGGCAUCUUCUUUCCUGCUGUUCCCUGCUCCUGCUGGCCGAAGUGGAGCAGCACGUGUUUGAUGUGACCACCUGGCCAGAAAACCCUGUGGUGGAGCACGGAGGGUCUCUCUGGCUGAAUUGUAGCACCAGCUGCCAGGAGGCAGAUGCCAAAGGAGGCUUGGAGACAUCGCUGAUCAAGGAGUGGAGAGACAAUGGGACCGGCUGGGCAGCCUUCCAGCUUGUUAACAUCACGGAGUGGGCGUCUGCCACGGAGUGCUCCUUCAGCUGUUAUGGGGAGCAUAAAUCUGCUCGUGCAAACAUUGUGGUAUAUCAGAUUCCAGAGCAAGUAGCUUUGGAUCCAGUGCCCGUGAUGGAGGUGGGCAGAGUGUAUAACCUGACAUGCUGGGUUGCUAACGUUGCUCCCAUCCGGAACCUCACGGUGACCUUGCAUAAAGGAAAGGAGAAACUGCACGAGGAGGCAUUUGAGAUGCAUGGUGCUCCUGAAGCCAGUGAUGUUGUGGUGGCCUAUGCCAUAACUGUCCAGCAGGAAGAUCACAGGAAGGAAGUCACCUGCCAUGCCACUCUGGAUUUGAGGCCUCAUGGGCCACUCCUUGAAAAGACAUCCCUCAGCAAGGUCCUAAGAGUCUUUGAUUUUGCAGUGGAUCCCCAGCUUCAUGCCUCACACUAUGUGGAGGCUGACAGCAACAUGACUGUGCAGUGCGAUGUGGUCAGGGCUUUCCCAGUGGAAGAGGCCCAGUUUGACCUGACACUUGGAGAGGAGAGACUGAAUACCAGCAUCAGUGUGUCGGGUGCGGCUGUACAAGCCCAGACACAAGCAUCCUCUUUAAGGGCUGGAAACCAUACACUCACCUGCACAGUAUCCCUGGGACCAGUGACCAAAUCUGCAGUGGAGAUGGUACAAGUUUACAGUUUUCCUGAGCCUUCCCUGGAGAUUCAUCCGCCCCAGACACUCGCAAAUAGUCCUGUAACCAUUACAUGUGAUGCUCCAGCUUUUCAGCCAUCCAGCAUUUCUCUUCAGCUCAAAAAUGCUUCUGGAAAGAUCUUGGCAUCUGGUGAUCAAGCCCCUCUGCAAUUCAACCUGAAAGCUCAGGAAGAAGAUGAUGGGAGGGAAUUCAUAUGUCAAGUGGAACUGACAAUUGGUGGAGACAAGAUCACGAAGCGCACAUCUGCCAAUCUUACAGUUUUCUAUGUGCCAGGAAUGGAUGAGUCCACUUGCCCCAGCAGCCCUACAUGGGUAGAGGGAACACCACAAGUGCUUCACUGCAUGGCCAAGGGGAACCCCAAGCCAUCCGUGAUUUGCACCAAAGAUGGCCUUGCUCGCAACAUGGAAAGGGAAGAGCAGGUCAACCGGAGCCAUGCUGGCCUCUACAACUGCACUGCCACCAGUGAGCUUGGAUCCAGCUCUAGAACAGUCACUGUCCACGUGGAAUAUGAGCCUCAGCUGGACGAGUCCAACUGUCCAAGUAACCAAACGUGGCUGGAAGGGAGCCUGCAGAAGCUCAGUUGCCAAGCGGAUGGCAUCCCAGUGGCAGAGGUCUCCUGCAUGAAAGACGGCAAUGUGUAUGAUACAAGGAAGGCGCAGAAUGUCACACAAAACCAUGCUGGCGUCUACCGCUGCAAUGCUACCAAUCCACAUGGGUCAAGCAGCAGGAUGGUCACAAUCCAGGUGGAAUAUGAGCCUGAAAUGGAUGAUUCUAGCUGUCCCCAGAACUGGACCUGGACAGCAGGAGAAGAGCAAAUGUUCACCUGCUUUGCCUGGGGAAACCCAGAGCCAGUGGUUGAGUGCACUAAAGAUGGAAUAGCUUAUAGUCCUGGGAUUGUCCAGGCUGUCACUAGGGAAUACACCGGCAGCUAUACCUGCACAGCCACAAACAUGCAUGGCUCCAGCACCAGGGCUGUGAACAUCCAAGUGGAAUAUAAGCCACAAAUGGAUGAAGCUAGCUGUCCAAGUAACUGGACCUUGGUGGAAGAGACACUGCCCACUUUUGCCUGUAGAGCUGAGGGGGUUCCAACUCCAGAAGUUGUUUGCACCAAGGAUGGUAUGCCAUUCUACCUUGGCCAUGGAGAAGAGAUCCCAAUCUACAAUGGAACCUUGUGGUGUAAUGCUACAAACCGGCAUGGGACUGUGGCCAAGACCAUCAUGAUUGCUGUCGAAACCAAGCCCAAGAUGGACGAGACCAGUUGCCCCAGCAAUCAGACCUGGCUGGAGGGGACUUUGCAGGCACUGACCUGCAAGGCUAAUGGAACUCCCACUCCACUUGUCUUCUGCAUGAAGGAGGGAGCCACUGAAGAUUUCCGCAGUGAGCGGAACGUCAGCAGAAACGACUCCGGUCUCUACCGGUGCAAGGCCACGAACGGCCAUGGGACGGAGAGCUGGAUGGUGAAUGUGCAAGUGGAAUACAGGCCUGUUAUCUCCACUCUGGCUGUCAGUGCUUCGUUACCCAUCAGAAGAGGAGACAACGUCUCUAUCACCUGCCAGGCAGAUGGGUCUCCAGCGGCCAGCUACACCUGGAAGGUGCCUCAGGCCUCCAAUCUCAACUAUGCCAGCAACAGCAGCACAGUGAGCAUUGUUGGGGCAGAUGGGCAGAACAGCGGCGUGUAUGAGUGCACGGCUAGAAACAAGCAUGGGCAGCAGCACAGCCAGGUGGAAAUCCAGGUAGAAGAUCACUGGCUGUAUAUUGUUGUUGUCAUAGCAAUUGCUGGUGCCACCAUGUUAGUCCUGGGAGGAAUGGCUGGGGUCAUUUACUACCUCAAGUCCACAGCCUGCAAAAAAGGAGAAUACAAUGUGCGUGAUGCAGAGAACUCUACUGAAGCCACUUGCCUCAACCGGGAGAGGCCCUGUGAUGGUGACAUCUACGGUAUACAGCUCACCAGGACCUGAACAAGGCUGGGCAGGUACCUCUCGGCUUUGGCAUGCCAGGCAGAGAGGGAAAGGCAGAAGAAAACUUCCUGUACAGCCCUCCUACUUCUGCCACCAUUUCUGCCUCUGAAGGAAGUGUGUCUGAACCAUACAGGCCUCUGCUUCACUGUGGAACUGAUUAACAGCCAGUGGAAGGGCACAUGGUUGAGUGUUGCCAGGAUGGAAGGCCAAUUCUAGUGCCCAUGGCUUUGGGUACCAGUCAGGCGCUUACUUGGCAGAACACGUCCCCAUGCAACCAGCCUUCCUCUGCCCCACUUCACCUGGGCUCUCUGUAGCUUCUGCAGCUAGAAAUGGAACCCUUGGAAAAGUUUUAUCUCAGCAACUCAACUGUUGUUCUUAUUUGGGAUCAUCUAUGCCUUUUCACAUGGGGUAUAAUGAUUGCAGUUUUGCUCAUUCUGGAGAGUUAUAGUUUACUGGUGUCUUGCCAAAAUGGGAAGUAUUACCUUGGGAUUACAGAUCUUCACAUAUGGAGCUGGACUUCAUGCUUUCUAAGAUACGGCAAAGAUUGUAAUUUUUUAAAGAACCAAGAACCUUAAAAGCACAUUGAAUACAUACAUGCAAUUAUGAACUGAAGAGAGAGUUACUCUGAGAAUUAAUGUAACUGGAUUAAGAUAUCAAGGACACAUACUUAAUCCAGAUUAAUGUAAUUUUGUUUUAGCUCAGUGAAACUAUUUGGUAAAUCAAAUCAAAACAAAACAAAAUUCUCUACUCCCUGAGACAAGAUAGAAUAAGGAGAAUCAAGUCACAUCAAGUGAAUUCUGGGAGUUCAUGCCCUUCAUUAAUUGUGUUUGAUUGGUUCAGCUGUGUGAUUCAAGAGCUGAGCAGCAUCCUGAUGUCAGCUUCAUCUCUCCACCUUUAUACCUAGACAUGACCAAGGAAGUGGCCAUGUAUGUUGUAAUUGUGCCAAAACCUCAUGAUAAAUGCAAGCAUGGAUAAGAAAUCACAUAUUUUAAAAGGACUGGAAGGAAGUAAGUUUGAGGGUUUGAGGGACUAGUCUGGCAGAGGAACUUCAACUCAAGGGGUCAAAUUCACCCUGUGGGUUUUCCAGAGGGGCACACUCUGUUCUCUGCCCUCACUGCCUUUCCCCAACCACCAGCUGUUUGGUAAUUUCCUAGCU
Varanus komodoensis (Komodo dragon) is the source of this 4058-nucleotide messenger RNA. RefSeq names its product intercellular adhesion molecule 5 (gene ICAM5). The transcript has 12 exons. Gene Ontology annotation, biological process: cell-cell adhesion. The record is from RefSeq and is a predicted model, not a curated record. NCBI's taxonomy places the organism in Eukaryota, Metazoa, Chordata, Lepidosauria, Squamata, Varanidae. Gene Ontology annotation, molecular function: integrin binding. The coding region runs from base 2 to 2902 and encodes 966 amino acids. Gene Ontology annotation, cellular component: membrane.